CUGUAUCGUUCCUCUGCCAGCAUGGAUCAGACAUUUUUUAAAAGAACCGAUACCUAGCUCUGCGACGAGACUCCAUCACCAUGCUGGAGCUGGACCACCCACCCCAUCACAGGGUUCAGUGGCUCUUACUCCUAUGGUUGGCCUGUUGUUGGCACCGAGGCUCGGCUGGCGAUGGCAGACAGAUGUGGCAGAACCCCAAGCCGGUCCCUGUCACUCUAGAGGAGUCUUUCCUUCAUGAUACUUUUCCUUCAGGAUUCCUUUGGGGGUCUGGGACGUCUGCCUUCCAGACGGAAGGAUCGCGGGACGGAAAGGCACCAUCCAUUUGGGAUAACUUCACCCAAUCAGAGACCGCCGAUGUAGCGAGCGACAGCUAUGCUCGGUGGGAAGAAGAUGUGCAGGAGCUGGAGUAUCUUGGGGUGAAGUCAUACACCUUUUCACUCUCCUGGCCUAGACUGUUCCUGGAUGGGAUCCAUCCCAAUGAGCGUGCCGUGGAGCACUACAACCGCCUCAUAAACAAGCUGGUGGAAAAGCGGAUUGAGCCCGUUGUUACCGUCCAUCACUGGGAUCUGCCACUGCUCCUGCAGAAGGAACACGGAGGCUGGAAAAAUGGCACACUCGUUCCAUUGUUUGAGGACUACGCCACGUUUUGUUUCCGCACAUUUGGGGACCGUGUCAAGUACUGGCUGACCAUGCAUAACCCAUACCUGGUGGCCGUCCAAGGGUACGGUACGGGGGUGCACGCCCCUGGAGAAAUAGGGGGGCUCGCUGGCUCUCUGACGGCGGCCCACAAUCUGAUCAGGGCACAUGCCAAGGCCUGGCACGCCUAUAACACCCACUUCCGUCCAGCGCAGAGGGGUAAAGUGUCCAUUGCCUUGGGCUCCCAUUGGGUGGAGCCUCAAAAAGGCCAGUCCACAGCCGCCAAUGUCGAGCUCUGUCAACAAUCAAUGGAGGCUGUGCUGGGUUGGUUCGCCAAUCCCAUCUUCGGCGACGGAGACUACCCAGCCUCCCUAAAAACCCGGCAUGGUUCCCUACUGCCCACGUUCUCUGCACGGGAGAAGCUGUGGGUGCAGAAGACGGCCGACUUCUUUGCGCUGUCCUUUGGCCCGAACAACCUCCGACUGGGGAGAGACCUGCCCCACUAUGGCCAGGCCGUGACACCAGAUAUUAGGAGCGUCCUGGGCUGGAUAAAGCUCGAGUACGAUGACCCACAAGUGCUGGUGGCCGAGGGCGGAUGGUUCUCUGAAGCCAGUGUGGGAAGAGAGGACACGGUCGCCAUUUACUUAAUGAAGAGAUUCAUCAAUCAGGUGUUACAAGCUGCCAGGCUGGACGGUGUGCGGUUGCUAGGCUACACCGCAUGGUCGCUGGUAGACGGCUUUGAAUGGAAUUACGGCUACUCUGUCCGCCGGGGCCUUUUCUUCGUCGACUUCAGUCACUCUGACAGAAAGAGGACGCCCAAAACCACAGCUCAGUACUACAAACAUGUUAUUGCUGACAACGGUUUCCCCACAUUGGAGACACCUGGAGAGGUCAAGGGUCGUUUCCCCUGCGACUUUCACUGGGGCGUCGCUGACUCCACCUUGCAGGCCCGCUUCUACCCUUUCUCCCCCCAGUUCAUAGAUCCUCAUGUGUACAGUUGGAACUGGACAGGAGACGGAUCGUUGCAUCCGAUCCCAGGAGAGAAGCUUCCUACUAAUCGUUCCCAGUGCACUGAUUAUCUGACCAUUCGUAGCCACCUUCACCUGUUUGCAUCUACUGGAGCAUCGCAUUAUCGCUUUGCUCUAAACUGGUCUCUGAUACUACCACAUGGAGACCUCUCUCAAGUAAAUACGGAGGCGCUGAGAUACUACCGCUGUGUCCUUACCGAGCUGAAGAAACUGGACCUGGAGGCUCUGGUCAUCCUUUACUACCCCACGUACAAAGCUCCACUGGGCCUGCCUGGUCCGCUGCAUGCCUCCGGAGGUUGGCUCAACCACAGCACAGUGGAUGCCUUCCUGGAAUAUGCAGCACUGUGCUACCGGGAGCUGGGCACCUUGGUGCGAUACUGGAUCACCAUCAAUGAGCCCAACAGACUGACAGAUAUUUACUCCGAUAGGAACGAGCAGCACCAGGCUGCCCGUAACCUCCUUUUGGCUCACGCGAGAGCCUGGAGGCUCCACGAGAGGAAGUUGUCUCAUCACGACGGGGCUUCGGUGUCGCUGGCGCUUCAUGCCGACUGGGCCGAACCCGCAAACCCCUUUUUGUCGUCACACACGGCAGCGGUGGAGAGAUUCCUCCUUUUUGAACUGGGUCGCUUCCUGGACCCGCUGCUGAGGACUCCGUAUGAAGAAAAGCACGGCCCGCUUGAAAUGAAGACAUACCCGAAGGAGAGGGCCCGAGUAACGAACCAUCAAAGAUCACCUCUGCCUACUUUCACUAAGACCGAGAGAGAGGAACUGAAAGGCGCUUUGAGUUUCAUCGCACUGAAUCACUUUACCACUCGUCUGGUCUCUCCUGGUCCUCCUAGUUCGCACCAAAAACAUCAUGACUGUCUUACUCUUUCUGACCCCACCUGGCCCUCCUCUGGUCUGGGCCAAGCUCUCGUCCCUUGGGGCCUGCGAAAAGUCCUGAAGUGGGUGACUGAGCGAUACGGGCGCACUCAGCCGAUCAUUAUCACCGCCAGCGGGGUCGAUGACCAGGCUCCAGUGGAGGACAACGUGAGGCAACACUAUCUCCAAAGUUACCUACAAGAGGCUCUCAAAGCCCGUGACUUGGACCGUGUCAACCUGCAGGGCUUCUAUGUGUGGAAGCUGCAGGACGGUCAUGUUCCCCAAUAUGGUCUUUUCACCUCAACUCACCGCCAAUCCAAAGCAAAGGCCUCCAUCCAUGUCUACAGACAAAUCAUCACUCACGGCGGUUUCCCUGAAGACGGCACCUUGCGCACCUGUGGGACCAAGGGGGCGUGGCCAGUGUGCUCCCCGUGUGUGUGGAUGACGAAGAACAAGGCCCUGACGGUUUUUGGCUGCUGCCUCCUGCUUUUAGCUGUCCUCUUUACUGCACUGUUCUUCUCCGUCAUGGUCACUAGGAGACGAUACACAAAGGGUCGGAUGAGAGAGGUGAGCGUGGUGAGGAGGAGAAGAAGAGGAAGGCGUCCACCGGUGUUCUCACGAAGGCCUCUUAUCUAAAUGCUAAACACAGGUCAGGACUCAUUGUAUCACAUUGUGUUGGUGCACAAGGGACUUUAAAGACUUGUGUCUGUAUCAGAGUAUAGAGAGAGCAUGGUAGCAAACAUGGCGCCCUGUAGUCACGUGAGGGUUGGUUUGUUUUGCCCAAUCAUUUAGAACAGGGGUGUCAAAGUCAUUUUAGCUCAGGGGACACUUGGAGGAAAAUCUAUUCCUACGUGGGCCCGGACUGGUAAAUUAAUGGCAUUAAAACUAAAAUAAAGUAAAAAUAAAGACAACUUUAGAUUGUUCUAGAACAAGCACAUUCUGAAAAUGUACACGGCAAAAACUGAAAUCUAAGUAAGAUGAAAUAUCUCAAAUAAGGGUGAUAUUUGCUUAUUUUUUGUCUGAUAAGAUACUUCUUCUCACUAAGCAGAUUUUAUGUUAGAGUGUUUUACUUGUUUUAAGGGUUUUGGUCCUAAAUGAUCUCAGUAAGAUAUUACAGCUUGUAGCUAAGAUUUGAUGAGCUAUAUUAGGGCUGGGCGAUAUGGCCUUUUAUUAAUAUCUUGAUAUUUUAAGGCCAUGUCACGAUACACGAUAUAUAUCUCGAUAUUUUGCCUUAGCCUUGAAUGAACACAGUGACGUGCAGUCAGGUGAGGCGGGAGGAGGCGGGGCCUCACGUGCCAUCAUGGAAAGAAAAACAAUUUAAAAAGAAAAAAAAUUGUUAUAUGUAUCCAGUGAUUAUACUAUAAAGUUAUUUUCCAUUUAACUUCACCAGUUUUAGAUGAUUUUUAUUCAAAAUGCUGAAUUUUCACAUUUGCCGUUCAAAUACUGAGAAGAGACUUGCAGUGAGUCACCAGCCAGUUGAGCCUCACCAUGGAUUGCGCAAUGACUGGGCUAACUGCUGGCCUGCUGUGCAGUGAGACCGUAUCGCUAUAUGAAUUAUAUUAUACAUUACAUAGCUGAGGUACAUAAUGUACAGUGUAUUUUGUCAACAACUGUAUGUGUGUAACGUAUUUCUUGUGCUGAGCGAUCAUAAAACGGCUGCAAAGACGCACUGUGUGAGGCUCGCAGUAAUCCCGCCUCAUGGUGGUAGAGGGCACUAGUGAUCUCAGGGAUCAUUCUUUGCGACUACUCGGCUGCAGAAUAACUGACAACAAGCAGCAACAGUUAGCAGCGAUCGUUUAUUUUUCCUCUCGCCUGGACUUUUAACAUGGAGGAUUACAUAUCUAAAAUAAAACAGUUUUCUAAACUGGACUUUCAAUCGAAGCAGGAGUUAAUAAUUCAAAGAAGAUCCCCAUCGAGACAGAGAGACUUUUAAAACUGAAGAAAGAUAAGGAAGACUUCUAUAAACAAGUUAUCGAUGCUUUUGUUCAAAAGGAGCUGCGCAUGGACUUCAUUUAUAAGUAAAGGUAAGACCAUAAUAACGUUUUUUUAUUAAAUGUGCUUUUUUGUGUGCUACAGUUUGUAUGUUUAAAGUUAAAGUACCAAUGAUUGUCACACACACACUAGGUGUGGUGAAAUGUGUCCUCUGCAUUUGACCCAUCCCCUUGCUCACCCCCUGGGAGGUGAGGGGAGCAGUGGGCAGCAGCGGCGCCGCGCCCGGGAAUCAUUUUUGGUGAUUUAACCCCCAAUUUCAACCCUUGAUGCUGAGUGCCAAGCAGGGAAGAAUGCUGGUAUGAGCUUUUAAACAUAACCCGUUAACUGCUGCCAAUCAAAUGGUGAAUAAGAUAGUCUUUAGGGUUCAUAUGUUUGUAAAUCUGACUGUGAUGAAGUCAGUGCCUCACCAGCCAUGAACCUCACCGCACGUCACUGAAUGAACACUUGAUGCAUAUAAUCACAGCAGUAUGAUGAUUCUAUGUGUCUUCAUACUGCAUUCAUAUAUGCUCAUUUGAAACUUUCAUGCAGAGAGGGAAAUCACAACUAAAAGUGUAUUUAUGAAACAGUUAUUAAGCAGUGGCACAAACAUUCAUGUCAUUUCCAAAACAGAAAGUGCAAGAUUGUCAAAGAGACAUUUUAAAACAAGCUAUGAGGGCACUUUUGUGCAUGAUGUCACUAAGAUGACUUAUCAAAACAACACUAAAUUAAAGAGCACUUUUUGUACAGAACGCCACUCAGAGGGCGCUUAAAGUCAGCUGACACGUCAUCUUUUAUACAACUGUCAUGUGUGACGUGGGUUGGACUUCAGUUGCUAUGGCGACAUCCAGUGGACACAUUUAGAACAACAGCAGUUUAUUUGAUUAAAAAAGUGCAGCUCAUUUUUAAAUUGAGCAAACUGAUCUUGCGGGCCGAAUUAAACCUUUUUGCGGGCCUUACGUUUGACACCCCUGACUUAGGAGAUCCUCUGGCCAUAUUCUCUCUGAUUGGUCAAAAGCCCCUCACGUGACUACCGAGCACCAUGUUUACUGCCAACUUUGAGACUGUAUGUGACAAUGUCGCCCCCUGGCGCCAAUGAUACACACAGCUCUAGUUUUUUUUUAAUAGCAGUUGCAACGUUCUGUGUUUUUAAUUUUAUUUUAGAAUAUAUCAACUUUGCAUGGGGAAUUUUUGGAUGU
Entelurus aequoreus (snake pipefish) is the source of this 5692-nucleotide messenger RNA. RefSeq names its product klotho beta (gene klb). The transcript has 6 exons. The coding region runs from base 81 to 3161 and encodes 1026 amino acids. Gene Ontology annotation, biological process: fibroblast growth factor receptor signaling pathway; carbohydrate metabolic process. NCBI's taxonomy places the organism in Eukaryota, Metazoa, Chordata, Actinopteri, Syngnathiformes, Syngnathidae. Gene Ontology annotation, molecular function: fibroblast growth factor binding; fibroblast growth factor receptor binding; hydrolase activity, hydrolyzing O-glycosyl compounds. The record is from RefSeq and is a predicted model, not a curated record.